UUGCACCACUUGUGUUUUUCUUGGUUUGUGGUCAGUUUAGUGGGAUUAGCAUAUAUUAACUUUACAAAGCACAUUAAAUAUUGCAGUUCAUGAGUACUCAACAAACACAUGCCAGGUACACCUUGUUCCCAACCUUUCAUUCACUUGAGCAACACCGACCGACAAUGGAAGACGACUGCAAAUGGCUCGUUUUUUGCGGUGACAGGAUUUUGGCAAAUAUUGGGAAUAGAUAUAUAAAUUACAUUAUACAAACACGUAAAGCUCGAGGAGAAGCUUAUAUCUGGCGACAAAAGAUUCUGUAAAGCUGCAAUGUGAAAAGUUUGCAAGCAAUGAACCUUUUAAUGGCACAGUAUUUACAUUCACAGAGCGGUUGGGUCGUCGGGACGCUGCUUUUGUUACUCUGGCGAGCAGUGUCGGUUCCUUGUUUGCUUGCCAGGACCGAUCCAUUAAACAGACAAGAGUACUGUUUAGAAAAUGUUGCUCAUGCUUAGAUAGACGCAACACUGUCGUACGGAGAGACAUUUCAGCCUACGUCAAGUGCUUCCUCCAAACAAUGUUACGCGAUUGAACUAUUCUAGACUCCCUUACAGAAGACUUUGCCGAGUUUAGUGAAGCCGCAUACUGCAGGAUGUUGUGUUUAAGAUCUGCAAAUAUGAAUGCUCAUUUGAUUUUGUUUAAAUGAGCCAGUUAUUACUAAGUGCCAUCAAGAGAGACAUUUCUUCGCUUUUCAACUACGGUUUUCUUCAUUCCCCAAAGGCAUGUGGUCGCACCCCUUAUCAUAAUGUGUCGUCCGAAGUGCCGUUCCACGGCUCUCCAGCUGUACGUUAGACUCAAGUGCCGUCCCUUUAGCAAAGAACAGCCCGUACAACAGACAAAAGCGUUUGUCUGUUGCACAUCUUACCUCUUGUCCCUGAACUAUUUUUUAUAGCAAAUCAGCACCAACUAUAGUUGCUGACAGAGUGAGAGUGUCAGGGCACGUCUUGCGAACGGCCGGCCUCCAGCAUGCCCUCCGUGCCUCCCGCUACGGUUGGGCUGCGCCUAUGUGCUCGAAGUGCUGAAGCAUUCUUAAAGCUUGGAAGCAAGUGCAGGAGGCGGAGCAGCUGAAGCUCCCGCCUGCCGUUCUCACCUUGCGAGUGACUAUAGCCCAGUUUUCGACACUUCUGCUCUUAACAUAUUGCUGCAAAAUUUAGUAUGCCUACUUUCUCGGAACUUUCGUGCGUUAGGUUAUGGCGUAACUGUCGUACUAACAUCGUCGUCAUAGUGUAAAUAGAUUCAUAGAAGUGUGGCCGCCCCAUAGAUUCUUCUCAUUCACGCUCAACAAUUUAGAUUUGUGCGGUUAUAUAUCGUAACACAGUAUAGCUGGAAAAAAAAAAAAAAACAUUUAAGUGCAAAUUGGUGUGGUACAGUCUGGUGCAAUAGAACCAAUCGAAGCAUGUUGAAAAUGAAAAAAAAUCACUGAUAACUUUUGAAUUUAUCGUAACAUCCUGAGAGAAUGCCCACCUGAAAGCGAGAGCUAAUCGGGUGGAAAUGAGGAGUGGGUUAACUUUCGGUGUGUGAUCAAAAAAGGUUUUGAAAAUGCUAUUUUUGUAUUCUGUAACCUGCCUAAUUUGUCUUCACAUUGAAGGGCAUUAGAGCAUAGACAACUGUCGUUCCCUGUCAGCAUUGUAUGCUUACCUCCCACCGUAGCUACCUAACCUGAUUUCGGCAGAGGUCACCGUUGGCCAGGGCACUGCAAUUACUAGCAAUGGGCUAUCUUUUGGUGUUUUUGAAGAACCAGCAAGUUGUAUCAAAGACAGAGGUGGGUUAUCUUAUGAAGGUGGGGCAUCUUUCGGGAUAUUACAGUAAUCCUUUUGAAUCAAUGAAACUGGUGUGCUGCAGUUGAGGUGUUUGUAACGGAAAAGUGUGAAAGAUUGUGCUCAUGCUAAAUUCCUGUACUGGAAGUACACUAGUGCUUGUUUCAUUGAGUACUGUAUGAUUUUGUAGACUUUCCCCUGAUGCAGAGACCCCUCGAAGAACGUCGCUACAAUGGAAAGAAGUUUCGAACUGCCGGGGCACCCCUGUGCAGGUCUCGCCGUGGGGGCGACCAGGGACAAAGCCGAGAGCUUUGGCUGCGGAGAUGCCGGGAGCGAGCUAUUUUCUCUCAAGUAUGGGUUGAGUGGCUGGCAGCAGGAGACACGCCAGCAAUCGGAGGUCGAGGACCAGUACAGUUUCUGCCCUUACACCGGUCUUGCCAUGGGAGCCGUCAAUGCCCGGGUUGAAGGCUUUGGCUGCAAAGACACUGGGACCAAACGUAAUUCUCAAGACUGGUCCAGCGGACAGCUGCAGGAGACAUGCCAACAAUGGGAAGACCAGCACAAGUGUCGUUUCUGCCCUUACUUCAGUUUGAGGAGUGAUGCGUUGACCAUUCACGAAAGAACACACACCCGAGAAAGGCCCUUCCGCUGCAGCUUCUGCCCUAAAGCAUUCAUCCGGAAGGACCACCGACGGCUUCACGAAAGGAUUCACACGGGUGAAAAGCCGUUUAAGUGUCAGACAUGCCACAAGGCCUUUGGAGACGGGAGCUCUUUUAUACGACACAAGAGGACCCACACGCGGGAAAAACCGUUGAAGUGCUGCCUGUGUGGGGGAGUGUUCACACGGGCAAGCGAGCUAGCGUCGCAUCAGAAGAUGUGCCACUCAUGAGGGACACUUAUCACAUAACAGUCGUGGAGGCGGUUUGCACAUGAGACACUUUUGAAGCAUCAACUUGUGUUUUACACCCUCUGAUGAAACUGAAGGCAUUAUUUUUGAGAGCCUCGAGUAGGGUAGAUAUUUGCAGUGUUUUUCGCAUUCCAUAUUCUGUGUGGCACAUGAAAUUUUUAUGGUUUUGUUGCAGAAAUAUUUAUGUUCUGCAUAUAAAUAUUUGCACUGUAAAAAGAUCAUUGCCAAUACAAAAACAGCAGUAGAAGAUAUUAGAUUAUAUUUUUAAAGAUAUCCAUUGUUCCAUUUGCAGGCCUAAGGCUAAGGGAAAUUCAACUGUCAUAGCUGCUACUCAACAGAACAGUGCAACCUGUCUACUGAAAAAAUUGUAAGGGUGCAGGCGAGCUGGUAAAUAAUAACCAUGUUGAAUUAACCUGAAGCUGGGGUAGAGAAGAAAUAUUAAAGCGUAUAAGGGACAAAAAAUAGACACGACGACGUC
This is a messenger RNA of Ixodes scapularis (black-legged tick), 3178 nucleotides long. Its product is annotated as zinc finger protein 260. The coding region runs from base 2026 to 2682 and encodes 218 amino acids. The record is from RefSeq and is a predicted model, not a curated record. NCBI's taxonomy places the organism in Eukaryota, Metazoa, Arthropoda, Arachnida, Ixodida, Ixodidae. The transcript is spliced from 3 exons.